GUGCUGGGAGAGAGCUGAUAUUUUGCCUGAUGAGUUGGAAGCCAUUAACUAUGAACCACCAGAUAAUAAUAGUGAGAUAGAAGAUAAAAUCGUACAAUCGCUUAUUGAUCGAAUAGUUGACGAUAUCGAUUCCGUCAUAAGGAUUAUAUUGAAAUUGAUGAUACUUUAG
Molecule: messenger RNA, 169 nt
Organism: Paraglomus occultum
Lineage: Eukaryota; Fungi; Glomeromycota; Glomeromycetes; Paraglomerales; Paraglomeraceae
Source: the annotation of a GenBank genome assembly